CAAAGGUGCCAAACAAGGUCUCAGUGGUGCGAUUUCUCCCCCAAAUCUCUGCCCGGGAUCAGAUGAUUUGAAACAUAUGGAUGCCAACAAUGAAGUAGAGACACAUCAUUCUCAUCCUAUGAAUGCACAAGAACCAUCAUUUCUGAUACCGAAAUGUCCUGAUAGAAUCCGAAGAGAUGAGUGGAGUGAGGAUGGUGUCUUAAGCCUUCUAGAGGUUUAUGAAUCCAAGUGGGCAUCCCGAAACCGUGCCAAGCUGAAGGGAAGUGAUUGGGAGGACAUUGCUAGUCAGGUAUCAGUCAUGUGUUCCGGCACCAAGGCCUUCAAGACUCCAAGUCAAUGCAAGAACAAGAUUGAGUCCAUGAAGAAGAGGUAUCGAGCGGAAUCAGCGCUUGCGCAACAACCUAAUUGUUGCUCUUUGUGGAAGUUUUAUCCGCAAAUGGAGAGUUUACUGAAAGGAGUCGCUAAAUCCCCUGCUCAAGAGAUUCAAACUGUGAAGAAGGUCGAGGCCGAUGUGGACAUAGAGGGACAGGUUCAGAAUUGCAACCAAAAUGAUGACCAUGAGGAUGAUGAUGGAUCACAAACUUUGCCGGUGAAUGUGAAUGUAAGUAAUGGCGAUGGCAAUGGCAAUGAGAAGAAAGUAAGUAAAGGUGUUGAAAGUGAUGUGAGUGCGAUGAUGGGUAGGGAUUAUGAUGUUAAUGGUAAACGGAGGAAGAGGCGAAGGAGUGAAGUGGCCAAGAGCAUUGUUUUGUUGGCUCAAUCUAUUCUAGAGAUUGAGCAAGCAAGGUUGGAAGUUUAUAAGGAUUCAGAGAGGAUGAGGAUUGAGGCGGAAAUAAAACGUGGGGAAAUGGAGCUCAAGAGGACGGAGAUCAUCACAAAGACUCAAUUGCAGAUUGCGAGGCUUUUCUCAAAGAGAUUGAGGAGGAAGAACAAGAAGAGUUUUAAUUCAUCAUCAAGGACUGAAUUCAAUGAUCAACUACCAGAGGAUAGAAUGGAUGAUCAAUUGCUUCAAGCUGAUUAUGUCGAAAGCCAAGGUUUAUAAUUACUUUACCGCAUUGUCAAUGUAUUGAUGAUCCCUGUAUACUACUAGUUAAUUACUUCAGAGACCGAUAAACCGCAGACAAGAUAACCAAUUCCUCUAUACAAUGUAAUAAGCUUUCAAGAAUUGGAUUAUCUCCAACUUCUGAAUCAAUUGUUCUUCACUCAUGGCUUUCAGCAGUUUGUUCUUCAAAUCAAAUGCACUGAAAUGGUAAGCAAGCUCUUAUCUUAUUGUUA
This is a messenger RNA of Dioscorea cayenensis subsp. rotundata (Guinea yam), 1272 nucleotides long. RefSeq names its product trihelix transcription factor ASIL1-like. Gene Ontology annotation, molecular function: transcription cis-regulatory region binding. The coding region runs from base 77 to 1039 and encodes 320 amino acids. The transcript is spliced from 3 exons. Lineage: Eukaryota; Viridiplantae; Streptophyta; Magnoliopsida; Dioscoreales; Dioscoreaceae. The record is from RefSeq and is a predicted model, not a curated record. Gene Ontology annotation, cellular component: nucleus.